AUGAGCGGCGCGCCGCCGAAGAAGAAGCCCUUCGCCUUCACGUCGGGCCCCGGCGGCGCGCCGCUGCCGCCGCCGGCGGCCGCGGCGCCGGUGCUCCCGAGCGCGCAGCGCGCCGGGUCGCAGCGGGCGCGCGCGCUGCUGUCGAACGCGCAGCUGCUCGCGUCGCGGGCGCCGCCGCCCAAGGAGCCGAAGAAGCCGCCGCCGCCGCGGCGCGCGGCGCGCGCGAGGCGGCCGCCGCACCCGUCGCUGUUGAGCCGCGAGGCGCUCGGCGCGACGAAGGAGGCCGCCGCCGCCGCCGUGGCCCGCGCCGCCGCCGCGGCGCCGGGCGGCGACGCGCCGCGGGAGACGGAGGACGAGGCGCGCGCGUGGCGCGCGGCCGAGGCCGUCGCGGGCCCGGAGCCGCGGCGCAUGCCGGGCUUCUACGGCGGCGACGCGCGGCGCGAGGCGUCGGACCUCGCUCGGGGCCGCUGCGCGGCCGAGGGCCCGCGGCUCGGCGACCGGCUGCUGGAGACGCUGCGGCCGCACCAGGUCGAGGGCGUGAGCUGGGUCUGCGCGCGGCUCUGGCAGAACCAGGGCUGCGUGCUCGCGGACGAGAUGGGCCUCGGCAAGACGGCGACGGUGCUGGCGUCCCUCGGCGUGCUCAUGGGCGUCGACGGCGCCGCGGCCCUCGAGACGGAACGGAGCUUCCGCGCGGUGAUCGCGUGCCCGGCGGGCGUCGCGCACACGUGGCUGGCGGAAGCGAAGAAGUGGCUCCGCCCCACGGAGCGCUGCGCCGCGCGGGCCCAGGCCGGCGGGUCGCCCCACUGCUGCUUCUUCGCCGACGCCGACGCCGCGGAGCUGCGGGCCUUCAAAAGGCGGAAGCGCGUCGCCCGGGCCGUCGACGCGCGCGAGCGGAAAAAGUACGGCGACGCGGCGCGCGACGACUGGGACGCGGACCCCGACGACGCCGUCGCGCGCUUCGCCCGCGCGCCCCUGUCCUCCAAGCCCGUGCUCGUCAUCUCCUACGAGAGCUACCGCGCGAAGGCCGCCGCGGUCAACGCGAUCAAGGACGUCGGCCUGCUGGUCUGCGACGAGGCGCACCGCCUCAAGGGCGGCGACGACCGCGUCGAGGCCGCCGCGGCCAUCGGCGACUCGCCCGCGCGGAAGAAGCUCUUCGUCACCGCGACGCCCGUGCAGAACGGCGUGCCCGAGCUCGAGAAUCUGCUGCGGCUCGCGGGCGCGCUCGGCCCGGCGUCGGGCGACGCGGCGGCCGACGCCCGGGCCCUGCGGUCGGCGCUGUCGGCGCGGACGCUGCGCCGGGGCGUCGAGGACGCGCCCGCGCUCCUGGGCUCGCUGCCGCGGCGGCGCGACGCGCUCGUCUUCGUCGAUGCCACGCCGACGCAGCGCGCGCUCUUCGCGGCCCGGGCGACGAAGGCCCAGGGGCUGCGGGCCCUCACGGCGGCGAAGCAUCUGUGCUCGUCCGUCAAGGCCCUGGACCCCGCGCUCGACGACGGCGGCGACACCGUCGGCAAGUGGGCGUUCGCGGAGCGGCUGCUCGACUCGAUGCGCGCGAACGACGCGCGGGAGAAGGUCGUGCUCGUGUCCCAGUUCGCCGCGACGCUCGACGCGGGCGCGGCCCUCGCGGCGCGGCGGGGCUGGGGCUGCGCGCGCGUCGACGGCGCGACGGCGCUCGACGCGCGGCGCGACGCGGCCGCCGCGCUCAACGACCCGGACGGCGGCGUCUUCCUGCUGCUGCUGGCGCUCAAGGCCGGCGGCGUGGGCCUCACGCUCACGGGCGCGUCGCGCCUCAUCCUCUUCGAGCCGUCGUGGAACCCGGCCGACGACGACCAGGCGGCCGCGCGCGUCUGGCGCGACGGCCAGACGCGGCCGACGUUCAUCUACACGCUCGCGACGGCCCACUCCCUCGAGGAGCACGUGCUCAAGCGCCAGGCGGCGAAGCGCAACCUCGCGGGCCGCGUGCGCCACGCGCAGCGCGAGGUCGCGCUCCUGGACCUCGCGGAGAUGGAGGCCCGGUUCGACGCGGACCGCGACGCGCGCGACGACCUCGCGACGCUCCUCGCGCUCGGCACGUCGUCGCCGGACGCGCCCUGCGCGCUCUUCGCGCCGGGCGGGCCGCCGGAGUACCGCGGCGACGCGCCGCUCGCGGCCGCCGCGGCCGCCGCGGUCCAGGUGGACCACCUGCCCGACCGGUUCGCGCCCGCGUAA
Molecule: messenger RNA, 2205 nt
Organism: Aureococcus anophagefferens
Lineage: Eukaryota; Pelagophyceae; Pelagomonadales; Pelagomonadaceae
Exons: 1
Coding region: 1-2205 (734 amino acids)
Molecular function (GO): ATP-dependent chromatin remodeler activity; ATP binding
Source: RefSeq, a predicted model, not a curated record